GUCUCACACAAGCAUUGGCAUACUGCCAUGAGAAGCAUGUGAUUCACAGGGACAUUAAGCCAGAAAAUUUGCUGCUUGAUCAUGAGGGCCGGCUGAAAAUUGCAGAUUUUGGAUGGUCUGUACAGUCGAGAAGCAAGAGACAUACCAUGUGUGGAACUCUGGAUUAUUUAGCCCCAGAAAUGGUGGAGAAUAAAGCUCACGACUAUGCAGUAGAUAAUUGGACUUUGGGCAUUCUCUGCUAUGAGUUCCUUUAUGGAGUGCCUCCAUUUGAAGCUGAAAGUCAAAGUGACACGUUUAAAAGGAUAAUGAAGGUUGAUUUGAAUUUUCCCUCGACUCCUCACGUUUCUUCCGAAGCAAAAGAUCUAAUUGGCCGGCUCUUGGUGAAGGACUCCUCUAGAAGACUUUCACUUCAGAAGAUAGUGGAGCAUCCCUGGAUAAUCAUGAAUGCAGAUCCAUCCGGUAUUUGCAGUAGCAGCAGGUAGAACAUCACUUCAUUUUUAACUAAUUUCUCUUGCUCAUGCCUCUUCAUUUAGGGUUGAGUGAAUAUCUGUGUGUAAUCUCUAUGUCAUGUAGCAUUCAUGAUUUAAUCAAAAUGUUGGAAAAAGUUGUUAGUGGCA
Cucurbita maxima (winter squash) is the source of this 617-nucleotide messenger RNA. RefSeq names its product serine/threonine-protein kinase Aurora-3-like. Gene Ontology annotation, molecular function: ATP binding; protein kinase activity. The coding region runs from base 147 to 482 and encodes 111 amino acids. The record is from RefSeq and is a predicted model, not a curated record. Lineage: Eukaryota; Viridiplantae; Streptophyta; Magnoliopsida; Cucurbitales; Cucurbitaceae. Gene Ontology annotation, biological process: regulation of cytokinesis; protein phosphorylation; mitotic spindle organization. The transcript has 4 exons. Gene Ontology annotation, cellular component: spindle microtubule; spindle pole centrosome; spindle midzone.